AUGUCUGGUUCCGGAUCCCAGCCGCCAAAGAGUACGGCUCAGGUGAUCAAUGAGAUCGAGAGGAAGAUACAGGUUCAACAGAACAUGAUCCAAGGGUUCCAAACAGUCAAGAAGAAGUAUACCACGGCUGAGAUGAUUCAAAAGUGUAACACUCAGAUCAGAGAGACUCAGGCCAACAUUGAUUACUUGCAGCAUACGUUGGCCAAGUUGUCUAUCAAGAACUCUGAGUCGACUGGUGGUGGUCCACAGCAACUGCAAUUGCUGCUGAGGCUGGUAGUGCCACAGCCUCAACAACAAUAUCAGUACCAAGAGUCACGAGAUCCAAGCUAUACUCGUCUCGAUAUUAUCAAAUAUGAAUGUCCUUCCUUGGGCCACAAGAUCCAGUACAUGCUUCAACAGUUGCAGUUCAAAUUGCAAGUGGAGAACCAGUAUCGUGAAGCCAACCAGAAAAUCUCCCAAUUGUAUUUGAUGGAUGGUGAUAAGUCGAGUUCCAAUGCGGCAGAAGGUAGCAAACAGGAAAGUGACCAUCGGAUCCAAUUGUUGACUAUGGCCAUGAAGAAGUACCAAAACAUGCACAUUGAUUUCGAUGAAGCCAAUAGAGAUAUGGAGAUCGUUGAUACGGGAAGCUAUUCAAGAAAACCAACCACCGGUAAACUUUAUAUCAGCAUCAAUUGUAUCAGAGACGUUGAUCAUACCACGGCAUCUUCUAAGAAACUCGAAACUUAUGUUAAAAUUAAGGUUGAUGACAUUGAAAGAGCAAGAACCAAAUAUUCCAAAAAUGAUAAAUGGUCUGAUGAUUUUAUCAUUGAAAUCGAUAAGGGGAACGAAGUGGAAUUGGCUGUUUUUGAUAAGUUGGGUAAUCAACUGUAUCCAAUUGCUAUUCAAUGGGUUUUGAUUUCUGAUGUCAUGGAAGAAAUCCGUAAACGGAAAUUAUCUAUGGAACAAACUCCAGAUGAAUGGGUCUCUUCAGUGUCUAACUUACAACAACAAGGAGGAGGAGCCCUUGAUAAACGUACUGCUACUACAUUAAAUUCUUCUUUGGAUAACUCCAUAGGAGGAGGAAAAUCUUCAAACUUAUACUCUUCUCCCCCUACAACUUCUAUAACUACUACUGGAGGUAAAGUUCAAUUGACUAAUUGGUUGAGUUUAGAACCAGUGGGUCAAAUUCUUGUUAAUAUUUCGUUUGAAAAAACCAAUAUUCAAAGUAAACCUAACUUUGGAAGGGGCCCUGCCCGUCAAGGUGCCAUUAGACUCAAGAAACAAGAAGUUUUUGAACAACAUGGUCAUCAUUUCAUUCAAAAGCAAUUUUAUAACAUUAUGUGUUGUGCACUUUGUGGUGAGUUUGUUCGGUACACUGGCUUCCAAUGUCAAGAGUGUCGUCUUCUUUGUCAUAAGAAAUGUUAUCUGAAAGUUGUCACCAAGUGUAUGUCUAAACCAAUGACUAACCACGGUGAUGAGGUCAACCUUAAACAUCGUAUUCCUCAUAGAUUUGAACCAAUCGCCAAUCAUGGUACAAAGUGGUGUUGUCAUUGUGGAUAUAUCUUGCCAUGGGGGAAGAAAAAUGUUAGAAAGUGUACUGAAUGUGGUGUAAUGUGUCAUGCUCAAUGUACCCAUUUGGUUCCUGAUUUCUGUGGUAUGUCUAUGGAAAUGGCUAAUACGAUCCUUAUGACUAUCCAAUCUGCUCGUGCAUCAACAAAGAAACCACCCGUUUCUCCAAGUAAGGUUUCAACAAUCACAACUUCAGAUGCAACUUUGAAUGAUUCUUAUAACGAGAAGAGAUUGAGUGGUCAAUAUCCAGAGCAAGAGAAGUUCCAAACUGCAUUGCCAACUACGAAGUCCAAUUUGCCUCAACUCCCUGUGAAGACUCCAUACUCUCCACCUAGAGACAGAGCCUCUCAUUCUAUGCCUGUUAAUGCCAAUCCACAGCCACCUUACCCACAGGAUGACUAUUAUAAAAAUAGUUUACCUCCAAUUCCUGCUAGUAAUGAAUUACCUUCCGAUGACACUACUUCUUCUAAUCGUCGUUCAAGAUAUGAUCAAUUCCAAGGCUUUGAUUAUGAAAAAGGAGCAGAGCUGGCAAGAACUUAUCAGCGUCAAGAUCAAGCUCAAUACAACCCUCGUUACGCUGAUGAUCUGCUGAAACAUUACCAAAUGCAACAGUAUCACUUGGAUCAACAGCAACAGCUACAGCAACAACAGCAACAGAUCAAGCAACAGCAACAACUACAGCUACUCAAACAACAACAACAGCAGUAUGAUCAACAGGAUCAGAUACAACAAGAACAAGAACUUCAAUACCAUCAACAACAUCAACAACAUCAAUAUCAACAACAACAACAACAGCAACAAUUACGUUCCCAACCCUCGCAAGCAAUUGGUGAGGUUCAUCCUGGUUCAAUUGAACAUCAAAAGGGUCACCAUCAAGCGCAUACUUCCGUUUCAUCAGGAGGUAGAAAGCAACGUAAGCCUAGAAUUGGGUUGGAUGAUUUCCAGUUUUUGGCUGUCUUGGGUAAGGGUAACUUUGGUAAGGUUAUGUUGGCAGAGUUUAGAAAGUCUCAAAAGCUUUGUGCCAUUAAGGUUUUAAAGAAGGACUUUAUUGUUGAGAAUGAUGAAAUUGAAAGUGUCAAAUCUGAAAAGAGAGUGUUUUUAACUGCAAACAAACAGGGUCAUCCUUUCUUACUCAAUUUGCAUUGCUGUUUUCAAACUGAGAAUCGUAUUUACUUUGUGAUGGAGUAUAUUUCUGGUGGUGAUUUGAUGUGGCACAUUCAAAAGUCUAAAUUCUCUCCUAAACGGGCCAAAUUCUAUGCAUGUGAAGUGUUAUUGGGACUUAAGUACUUUCAUGAUAAUGGAAUUGUGUAUCGUGAUUUAAAAUUGGACAAUAUUUUAUUGACAACUCAAGGUCAUAUUAAGAUUGCAGAUUAUGGGUUAUGUAAGGAAAGCAUGUGGUAUCAAGGAACCACAGGAACAUUUUGUGGUACACCUGAGUUUAUGGCUCCUGAAAUUAUUGCUGGGAAACCAUAUGGUAGAAGUGUUGAUUGGUGGGCUUAUGGAGUUUUAUUAUUCCAAAUGUUGUUAUGCCAAUCACCAUUUAAGGGAGACGAUGAUGAUGAAAUCUUUAAUGCGAUUGAACACGAUGCGGUUAAGUUCCCCAUUAGUAUGCCCAAACAAACUGUUUUGAUUUUACAGUCUUUAUUGACUAAAGAUCCAUCUCAACGGUUGGGUAGCAGUGAACGAGAUGCACUUGAAAUUAUGGAACAUUCAUAUUUCAGCGACGUGAACUUUGAUGACGUUUUGAACUUACGGAUUCAACCACCAUAUUUACCUGAAGUUUCAUCAGAACAUGAUUAUUCUAAUUUCGAUAAGGAGUUUACUUCUGAGACCCCUAGAUUGACCCCAGUUGAAACUGUUCUUGCGUCUGAAUUACAAGAACAGUUCCGUGGGUUUUCUCAUAUUGCAGAUGGGGCGCCAGUAUACUAA
Molecule: messenger RNA, 3477 nt
Organism: Lizanozyma spartinae
Lineage: Eukaryota; Fungi; Ascomycota; Pichiomycetes; Serinales; Debaryomycetaceae
Gene: PKC1
Product: protein kinase C
Exons: 1
Coding region: 1-3477 (1158 amino acids)
Biological process (GO): fungal-type cell wall biogenesis; protein phosphorylation; signal transduction
Molecular function (GO): ATP binding; diacylglycerol-dependent serine/threonine kinase activity
Source: RefSeq, a predicted model, not a curated record